GAGCCAGAAGCUUCAAUGUUGGAUGCCGUGCUAUGACAACGUCACUGCUCCUCCGUCCUCGCUGGGUCGACCCGUCGGUGAUGUUCCUCUACGACAACGGCGGCGGUUCCGAUGAAGUGAGCAAGAACAUGGAGGGCUUUGCUGGUGGCAACUUUGCUGCGAACCAGUGCAGGAAUCUGAUGGCGCACCCUGCGUCUCUGGCACCUAGUUCGGCUUAUUCGUCCAGCGACGUACCCACCUCCGGCAUGGGCGAACCAGUGAAACAGUGCAGCCCCUGCUCUGCAGCUCAGAAUUCAUCCAGCGCGUCCCUGCCAUAUGGGUACUUCGGUUACCCGUGCAGAAUGUCGCAUCACAGCAGCAUAAAGUCGUGCGGAACGCAGCCCCCGUCCGCAUAUGGAGACAAAUACAUGGACACGUCUGCCUCAGGCGACGAUUUCACCUCUCGGGCAAAGGAAUUUGCUUUUUAUCCAACGUACCCCUCGGGUCCAUACCAACCUGUUCCCAGUUACCUGGACGUUCCUGUGGUGCCAACUAUCAGUGCGCCGUCAGAGGCCAGGCAUGAGUCCUUGUUGCCCAUGGAGAGCUACCAACCGUGGACUCUCGCCCCCAACGGCUGGAACAGUCAGGUUUACUGCGCCAAGGAGCAGCCUCAGCCUGGACACAUGUGGAAGUCCUCCAUACCAGACGCAGUGUCUCACUCCGGGGGGGACUCCGGUUCCUACCGACGUGGAAGAAAGAAGCGCGUGCCAUACACCAAGGUGCAACUGAAGGAACUCGAGCGAGAGUACGCCGCCAAUAAAUUUAUCACGAAGGACAAAAGGAGGAGGAUAUCUGCUCAGACCAACCUGUCCGAGAGACAGGUCACGAUAUGGUUUCAGAACAGACGCGUAAAGGAGAAGAAAAUUGUCAACAAAUUGAAACCCAUCAGUUAGUUAUUUUUUAUUUUUAUUUUUUAUUUUUUUCUUAAAUACGGACAAAAAUCUGUGGGAGAUAAACUUCCACACAUAUACAAACACAAAUACACUUGCGUUUGGACACAUGGAUUGGAACAGCAAACUCCUUUUGACUCAACAUGAUUCACAAGCAACUGAUCCCCGGACCUUCUGAAACAAGAAUUCCGGGGCAUGUGAAUGCCGGGAUCUCCAUUUCCUGCCAAUUGUUGUUAAAUAUUGUUCAUGGACUCAAGUGGAAGAAAAGAAAGAAAUAUCUAGCUCCAGUUUGUGUGACUAAUUCUCUUAUUUUAUUUUAUUUUUUUUUAUAUAUUGGCAUGCUUACUCUCAAAGCAGGAAAACUGACCCCAGAUCAGAGAAGUGUGCGCCACCGAGCUACACCUUUAUCUACAAGUUUAACGAGAGUGAUAAACGGAAGAUUCACCGGAAGUGACCGUGCCGUGGAUUUGGACCUUGGGAAUGUUAAAUAUUAAUCACUCCCGUCUUCCUUUUAAAACCUACUCACACGCUUAGCUUGUAUGAAGUUUUUAGUCUUAUAUGAAUCCGUGCUCUCAUUCAUAUUCAAUCCAUGGUGCAAUUGUUAUUAUAAUGCUUAGAUAAUCGUCCGGGAUAUGUGUUCAUAUCAAUCAUAGCUUUUAUAAUGUGUGCGUAUUCAUGUGGUUGUAUAUAAGUAUAAAAGUAAAUUCCGGCAUGAUAUCCA
Messenger RNA from Mugil cephalus (flathead mullet), 1650 nucleotides. It is a transcript of the gene hoxa13a, whose product is annotated as homeobox A13a. Bases 33 to 932 code for a protein of 299 amino acids. NCBI's taxonomy places the organism in Eukaryota, Metazoa, Chordata, Actinopteri, Mugiliformes, Mugilidae. Gene Ontology annotation, biological process: regulation of transcription by RNA polymerase II. The transcript is spliced from 2 exons. The record is from RefSeq and is a predicted model, not a curated record. Gene Ontology annotation, molecular function: RNA polymerase II cis-regulatory region sequence-specific DNA binding; DNA-binding transcription factor activity, RNA polymerase II-specific.